Molecule: messenger RNA, 2451 nt
Organism: Aspergillus mulundensis
Lineage: Eukaryota; Fungi; Ascomycota; Eurotiomycetes; Eurotiales; Aspergillaceae
Gene: pxa1
Product: putative peroxisomal ABC transporter (PXA1)
Exons: 1
Coding region: 1-2451 (816 amino acids)
Biological process (GO): long-chain fatty acid import into peroxisome; peroxisome organization; very long-chain fatty acid catabolic process
Cellular component (GO): peroxisomal membrane
Molecular function (GO): ABC-type transporter activity; ATP hydrolysis activity; long-chain fatty acid transmembrane transporter activity
Source: RefSeq, a predicted model, not a curated record
AUGGCGGCUCAAUCAACACUACGAUACAAGCAGGACCCUCUCGUGGCCUUAUACGUCUACUAUCUCAAUUUGUUCCGAGGCAAGAUACGGCAUUCAUCAAGAGUCACGAAGGUUCUCGCGACGGUUGCGCUUCUUCUUUCGAUCAUCGGAACUGGAUAUGGAGGCUAUAACUGGUUUCGGGAGAGAGCAAACGAGCGCGCUCGUGGGAAGCGAUUACUGCGCCGGAACUCUGGAAUAAGAGGCAAGGAUGGAUCUCGCACCAUAUACGUGCCGUAUAAGGACUCUUUGACCUCGAAGGUCAUAAUCUAUCCCACGAAACCUACGACUUUUGACGCACACCGAAGGCUGUUCUUGAACCCGCCAGCGUCCGCUCGCACGGGCGACGAGGACUCGGUUGGCCGAAUACCACCGCCGACCACCAAGCCUGGAUUGAACCUUGCUUUCCUUCAUCAGUUUUUGAGUCUAGGGAGCAUCAUGGUGCCGCGGUGGAGUAGCAAAGAGACAGGACUUCUAAUGAGCCACGGGGUGUUCUUGCUUCUUCGUACAUAUUUGUCACUCUUGAUCGCACGGCUUGAUGGUGAAAUCGUCAGGGACCUCGUCGCGGGAAAAGGGCGCGCCUUUGGCUGGGGUAUUGUCAAAUGGUGUGGCAUUGGCACACUCGCCUCAUACACUAACGCCAUGAUCAAGUUCCUCCAGUCAAAGGUAUCCAUCGCGUUUCGAACUCGGCUGACGAGAUAUAUCCACGAUCUUUACCUGACCGCAGACAACAACUACUAUAAGCUGAUGAACCUUGACGGCAGUAUUGGCCAAGGGCCCGAUCAAUUCAUCACUCAGGAUCUUACUUUAUUCUGCUCAGCCGCAGCCGCACUCUACUCUUCAAUGGGAAAGCCCUUGGUGGACCUCUUCGUCUUCAACUACCAACUGUACCGCUCGUUGGGGCCAUUGGCCCUAAGUGGAAUACUCACAGGAUACUUUAGUACCGCUGUCGUCUUGCGAAAGCUUUCGCCGCCGUUCGGAAAACUAAAAGCUGUGGAGGGCAAGAAAGAAGGAGACUUUAGGGGCUUACAUUCCAGAUUACUGGCUAACGCUGAGGAAAUCUCAUUCUAUGGCGGCGCCGAUACAGAGCGUGUGUUUCUAGCCAGAAGCUUCAAAGACCUUCAGCGAUGGAUGGAAGGCAUCUACAGUCUCAAGAUCCGCUAUAACAUGCUGGAAGACGUUAUACUCAAAUACUCCUGGUCUGCAUUCGGGUACCUGGUCACCUCUCUACCCGUCUUCCUUCCUGCCUGGGGCGGCUUAGGCGGCGCCAUGGAGCUGGCAGACACAUCAGAAGCCAGUGGUCGUGAACGAGGUCGCAUGAAGGAGUUCAUCACAAACAAGCGACUGAUGCUGUCUCUUGCUGACGCCGGUGGUCGAAUGAUGUACAGCAUCAAAGACAUCUCCGAGUUGGCUGGCUACACCUCACGAGUGUACAGUCUCAUUGCUGCCCUUCAUAGGGUGCACGCCAAUGCUUACUGUCCGCCGCGUAAUGGCCAGCCAGAGUUAUUCUCGCUGGACGAUGUCCAGGGGACUAUCUACAAUGGCUUUGAUGGAGUACGCCUCGAACAAGUCCCUAUUGUUGCGCCAUUUCUAUAUCCUCGAGGGGGGGACAAGCUUCUCGAGUCUCUGUCAUUUGUUGUGCAUUCGGGCGAUCACCUCUUGAUUUCCGGCCCUAACGGAGUUGGCAAGUCUUCUAUCGCCCGUAUCGUGGCUGGACUUUGGCCUGUUUACCGUGGUCUUGUUAGCCGUCCGAGAGGGUUUGGGCUUGAUGGCAUCAUGUUUCUCCCUCAAAGGCCGUACCUGAGUGUGGGAACCCUACGGGACCAGGUCAUAUAUCCUCACACUGAGAUUGAUAUGCGAGACGCGGGUGUUUCGGAUUCCGCCCUCCAAAAGAUCCUAGACGAUGCUCACCUUGGCUACCUUCCUUCCCGCGAAGGCGGAUGGGACUCUCGCAAGGAGUGGAAGGAUGUCCUAAGCGGUGGUGAAAAGCAGCGUAUGGCCAUGGCGCGGAUUUUCUACCAUGAGCCUCGCUAUGCUUUUCUCGACGAAGGAACCUCGGCCGUUUCCUCCGACGUGGAGGGAUUACUCUACGAACAGGCCAAGGAGCGGGGGAUUACAGUGAUCACCAUUUCCACGCGAGCGUCACUGAAAAAGUAUCACACUUUCAAUCUCACUAUUAGUGUGGGCUCCGAUGGGGAACAAUGGGAAUUUGAAAGAAUCGGAACCGCCAAAGAGAAACUUGGGGUUGAAAAGGAACUUCAGGAGAUUCGCAAGCGCCUUGACAAGGUAGACGAAUGGAAAAAACGCCGGGAAGAGAUCGAAGAUGAGCUUCAAAAGGUAUGGGUCGACCGCGGAGAGCUUGCGCCCCCUCCGUAUGAAGAGAAGCCCAGUGAGGUCGACGUAGCUGGUAACUAG